AUGCCGAGUCGGAUCCCUCUCCAUGCACUCUGCUGCGUCCUUCUCCCCUGGGCAUUCAUCACCUUUCACCAAGCCCUGGGGAACCCGGCCCCCCAUCCGGGUCCCCACUACCUCCUGCUCCCCAUCCACGAGGUCAUUCACUCUCGUCGUGGGGCCACGGCCACACUGCCCUGCGUCCUGGGCACCUCGCCUCCCAGCUACAAGGUACGCUGGAGCAAAGUGGAGCCCGGGGAGCUCCGAGAAACGAUAAUCCUCAUCACCAAUGGACUGCACGCCCGAGGCUACGGGCACCUGGGAGGGCGUGCCAGCAUGCGGAGGGGGCAUCGACUGGACGCCUCUCUGGUCAUCAAGAGCGUGCGCCUGGAGGACGAGGGCCGGUACCGCUGCGAGCUCAUCAAUGGCAUCGAGGACGAGAGCGUGGCACUGACCCUGCGCCUGGAGGGUGUGGUGUUUCCGUACCAACCCAGCCGGGGCCGCUACCAGUUCAAUUACUUCGAGGCGAAGCAGGCGUGCGAGGAGCAGGACGGACGCCUGGCCACUUAUAGUCAACUGUACCAGGCGUGGACCGAGGGGCUGGACUGGUGCAACGCCGGCUGGCUGCUGGAGGGCUCGGUGCGCUACCCUGUGCUCAACGCGCGCGCUCCGUGUGGCGGUCAAGGGCGGCCAGGCAUCCGCAGCUACGGGCCCCGCGAUCGCAGCCGUGACCGCUACGACGCCUUCUGCUUCACUUCGGCGCUGACAGGCCAGGUGUUCUUCGUGCCCGGGAGACUGACGCUAUCUGAAGCCCACGCGGCGUGCCGGCGGCGGGGAGCUGUAGUAGCCAAGGUCGGGCACCUCUACGCUGCCUGGAAGUUCUCGGGACUGGAUCGGUGCGAUGGAGGCUGGCUGGCGGACGGCAGCGUUCGCUUCCCCAUCACCACGCCGCGGCCGCGCUGCGGGGGUCUCCCUGACCCCGGGGUGCGCAGCUUCGGCUUCCCCCGGCCCCAGCAGGCGGCCUACGGAACCUACUGCUACGCAGAGAAGUGA
Molecule: messenger RNA, 1026 nt
Organism: Arvicola amphibius (Eurasian water vole)
Lineage: Eukaryota; Metazoa; Chordata; Mammalia; Rodentia; Cricetidae
Gene: Hapln2
Product: hyaluronan and proteoglycan link protein 2
Exons: 5
Coding region: 1-1026 (341 amino acids)
Biological process (GO): cell adhesion
Molecular function (GO): hyaluronic acid binding
Source: RefSeq, a predicted model, not a curated record